AUGGCCGGUGCACCCUCGCCUCCUUCGGUGCCCAUUACUCCGCUUCUGAAGGAUGAGCUUGAUAUCGUGAUUCCAACAAUCCGAAACCUUGACUUUUUGGAGAUGUGGAGGCCCUUCUUCCAGCCCUACCACCUCAUCAUCGUGCAAGACGGAGACCCAUCGAAGACGAUCAAUGUCCCCGAGGGUUUCGAUUACGAGCUCUAUAACCGCAACGAUAUCAAUCGGAUCCUGGGACCCAAGGCCGCUUGUAUCUCCUUCAAGGAUUCCGCAUGUCGAUGCUUCGGUUACAUGGUGUCUAAGAAGAAAUACAUCUAUACUAUCGACGAUGACUGCUUUGUUGCCAAAGAUCCAUCAGGCAAACAGAUCAAUGCUCUUGAGCAGCACGUAAAGAAUCUUCUGAGCCCUUCCACUCCAUUCUUCUUUAAUACUCUCUACGAUCCUUUCAGAGAAGGUGCAGACUUUGUUCGUGGAUAUCCUUUCAGUCUUAGACAAGGUGCACCAACUGCAGUAUCUCAUGGCCUUUGGCUCAACAUUCCUGACUAUGAUGCCCCCACCCAGCUUGUUAAACCCCUGGAAAGAAAUACCAGGUAUGUCGAUGCGGUUCUCACGAUCCCUAAAGGGACCUUGUUUCCCAUGUGCGGUAUGAAUUUAGCUUUCAACCGUGAACUUAUCGGCCCUGCGAUGUACUUCGGCCUUAUGGGUGAUGGCCAGCCUAUUGGCCGGUACGACGAUAUGUGGGCGGGUUGGUGUAUAAAGGUGAUCUGCGAUCACUUGGGAUUGGGAGUGAAAACAGGGUUGCCAUACAUUUGGCAUAGCAAAGCUAGCAACCCAUUUGUGAACCUCAAGAAGGAAUACAAUGGCAUCUUCUGGCAAGAAGAGUUGAUUCCCUUCUUCCAGUCUGCGACUCUCACUAAAGAAUCCAACACUGUCCAGAAAUGCUAUAUUGAACUUUCAAAGCAGGUGAAGGACAAGCUGGGCAAGGUUGAUCCUUACUUCAACAAGCUUGCAGAUGCCAUGGUUACAUGGAUUGAGGCCUGGGAUGAGCUUAACCCUUCUCCGAAUGCAGAUGCUGUUGUAGUCAAUGGCACAGCCAAGGCUAAAUAGAUAGUCCCGAUUUUGUGAGCUUUGGUUGGUAGAAUUGCAAGACUUUACAAUAUCCUACUUCUAACUUUAUUUUAGUCGCAUAUUUGAAGAGCAUAGUAUUUUUCCUCUUCCUUUAUUUCAUUGCAUUUGAGUAAGAAGAACUAUGUUAUCUUGAUUCCAGAUGGCUAUAAAUUAUUAUUUACUUAAUGUUUAAA
Molecule: messenger RNA, 1298 nt
Organism: Dendrobium catenatum
Lineage: Eukaryota; Viridiplantae; Streptophyta; Magnoliopsida; Asparagales; Orchidaceae
Product: UDP-arabinopyranose mutase 3
Exons: 4
Coding region: 1-1104 (367 amino acids)
Biological process (GO): UDP-L-arabinose metabolic process; plant-type cell wall biogenesis
Cellular component (GO): Golgi apparatus; cytosol
Molecular function (GO): UDP-arabinopyranose mutase activity
Source: RefSeq, a predicted model, not a curated record